GACGCCUUUUUUCUUCUGCGUGAUUAUCGUGAAUGGCAGUGAAGGACUGAACUCACUGGAGGAUAUUCGAGAAAAUAAUAUAAUGUGUUCUUAAAUAUAUAAAAUAACAAUACACGUUAUUUACAACCUUGUGCUAUUCUAGCUGAAAGAUGCUAUCUUCUUUGCUCAGGAUUCUCUUUUUCCAUGCCUUUCCCGUCUUGCUAAGCAGUUCCUUAGUUAGCUGCACUGCGCCCAAAACUCAGCACUCUUGCGACAAAAUUAAUCUUAUUGAGAGCUCAGCUGGACACAUUUUUAGUCCCUCUAGAGAUUACGGCAAUGGGAAUGUUUCCUAUCCAUCUAGAGUGAACUGUGCAUGGUACAUCAAGAUUCAGCCUGGUUCUGUCAUCACUUUAAGUUUCUCUACAUUUGACUUGGAGGAAGGGAGGCACCUCUGCAGUACCAAACCUUGUUGUGGUGAUACGUGGCUCUCAAUACUGAGCAUUCCUUCUCACUCAGCACAGCCUUUGUUUAACUUUCCUGUUCAAGAUACAGUCAACUUUUUGUAUUGUGGCUCUUUGUCACUCCCUCCAUUGAUCUUUUCUGGUUCUGGACUGAUUUUGACGUUUAAAACGGGCGAUAUAAUUACAGGAGGGAAAGGCUUCGUCCUCGACUUUACUAUUGAUAAACCCAUGAGAAAUUAUUGUGAGGACGAUCACUUCCACUGCAGCAAUGGCAAAUGUAUUCUUAAAACUUGGUUGUGCAAUGGCUGGGACGAAUGUGGAGAUUCUUCCGACGAGCAAAAUUGUACAGUGGCAUGCAAAACAGGUUAUUCUCAUUGCAGUUCAAACAGUUCCCUUUGCUACGACUUUAUCCACGGUCGAUGUAAUGGAAUACUCGAUUGCCCUGGUGGAGAGGACGAACAAGCUUGUGCCUUAACUUGUGGGAAUCAACUUCCCUGUCGGACUCGAGGAGGCUGCUAUAGAUCGGCUCAGCGCUGUGACGGGAUGAACGAUUGCCCAGACGGAUCAGACGAAGAAGCAUGCGACGCGGCGCUUUGUGGACCACAUCGCGACGGCUUUCUCUGCCGUAAUCGACAUUGUGUUUCAGCCUCAGCUCGUUGCGAUGGAGUCCAAGAUUGUGGCGAUUUCAGCGAUGAAGAGACUUGCAUGAAGAUGUCUGUCAUCACGGCUGUCAUUCUGGGCUCUUUGAUUUGCGGCCUUUUACUUGUUAUUGCUGCCGGGUGUGGAUUGCGGUUGUACCACUUGAGAGUAGCCCUAGAACAACGAUGGUCGACCAUUCGCCUUCAGCAACGCACCGUCCAUAGUCAAGAUUUUGACGAGUUCGGACACAGAAGACCCGUGAUGGGCAGAUUACCACCCCCGAGCUACGCCCAAGCCACGGGUGCUGUGGAUGUUUCAUCGUCGUCAAGGACCAUCUCCCCACUGGGCACUUACGUUCCAUCCCAACGUCAGAGACAAUCGAAUCGCGUCCGCCGUCCUGCCCCACCGUUGCCAGAACCGCCAAUGCCUUUACCAUUACGGCUCUCUACGUCCGGUCCGUCCAGUGUUGAAGUGGAACUACGUGCACAGUUGUCCCCUAAUGACAUUACUGAUCCAUUACCGCAACCAGCUCAGCCAUCCUCUCAUUUGGCUGCUGGAAGUUUCCUGGCCCGUCUAGUGAGGCGAGUCUGGAGAAAAGAUUCAUCAUCCAAUGGAGGUGGUGGAUCUGGCGAUGGAGUGUCUUUCUCUCCUUCAUCGCCCAGCUCAUCCAGCCUCCCUGACGCUCAGGGUCCGAUUGCACAAGAUAUGCACAUCAAUAGCGGAGGUGGCACGACCAAUCCCAGUCGGACUGCCUAUCAUCUUUCUGCCUUCAUUGCGCCCCGUUCAGAUGAUAUUGACGAUGCGGGAGACGACGAUGAAGACGACGUUGACACGGAACCUCUCAUCGAGUCUCAUAGUCCCUAACUGUCCGUCAUAUUGAUCUUUGUACAUUUUGUCAGCCAACUAUCAAAGAAAUAUCAUAUUUAAUCUCAUUUAUCGAAGGGAAAAAAAAAGGAAAAUCAUAUCAUUAAGGGAAAAGAAAUUGUAACAAUAUCACGAAUAUUGCAUGAAUUCUUGGGCAGAUUGGUAAAGAUCUGGAUUGAGAAAUGCAACCUUAAACUCUAAAAAUAAUAUCAAGCUCCUAGGGAGGAAAACCUGCUUUAAAUAAUAAGAGUAAGCUACGGUAUGGAACCAAACAUUUUAGCUUGUUUUUAAGCCCUUCUGAUUGGUAAGCCUGUUGUAUGUGUGUGUUCAAUAUGAACGUGUGUAUGUGUGCUAAAAUGUACAGCCUUAUUUUGAAAUAAGAUAAAUUUUUAUGUUA
Daphnia carinata is the source of this 2340-nucleotide messenger RNA. RefSeq names its product low-density lipoprotein receptor-related protein 3-like. Gene Ontology annotation, cellular component: plasma membrane. The coding region runs from base 150 to 1943 and encodes 597 amino acids. The record is from RefSeq and is a predicted model, not a curated record. NCBI's taxonomy places the organism in Eukaryota, Metazoa, Arthropoda, Branchiopoda, Diplostraca, Daphniidae. The transcript is spliced from 7 exons. Gene Ontology annotation, molecular function: protein binding.